AUGGUCAGUCUUCCUGAUCUCAGAUCAUCAGAAAUGGCAACUGGAGAGAUAACCGAAGGGAGCAGCUCCAGCCCCGAACUAUUAAAGAAGUUUUCAUUUCAGUCUCUGGAAGAAAUUACGAAUAACUUCUCCCGAAUAUUCUGUCAAGAUCCAUUUGGAACAGUUUAUAAGGGAACUCUGCCAGAGAAAAAGAUUGCAGUGAAGAAACUUGACCAAAGCGCAGAAAUCCCACCGGACAAUUUUGAGAAUAAGAUUCAGAGUGUUUAUGAGCUUAAACACGAAAAUAUCGUAGAGUUGUUUGGGUUCUGCAAUCAAACACUACAGAACACUACAGAAAGGUUACUCUGCUAUGACUUUGAUCCUCAUGCGAGCCUUCAACAGCAUCUUUUUGGGCCCAAAGCAACAGAUGGCUCCAAUUCGGCUGAUCCCAGUACCAACUGGGACAUAUGUUUCAAAAUAGUCAAGGGGGUUUGCCAGGGUUUACUUUAUCUACACAAGUUAGAAGACCCCAUUACCCAUAUGGAUCUUAACCUGAAUAAUAUAUGGUUAGAUGAAGCAAUGGUGCCCAAAAUUGCCAAUCUUGGACUCUCCAGAAUCUUUAGCGAAGAUCAGAUCAAAGACUACACAAAGGAAUCACAAUACAUGGCUCCAGAAUAUCUAAACAGCACAGGCAAGUCGGUCUCAAUAGACAUAUAUAGUUUGGGGGUAAUGAUGAUCCAAAUCACCACAAGGGAGGAGAACGACGACAAUCUGGACAAGGCCUCAAGGAUAUACAUUAAAGAUAUACGGAAAAGGUGGACAGCAGAGCACAUAGCAUCCGAGUACCCAUCACUUGAUUCAGAACGCCUCCAUCAAGUACAUACAUGCAUAAAAACAGGGCUAGAGUGCAUGCAGAUUGAUCAGAAAAUUAGGCCUUCCAUAGAUGAAAUUGUUGACAGGCUCAACACAAUCUGA
Molecule: messenger RNA, 954 nt
Organism: Triticum turgidum subsp. durum (durum wheat)
Lineage: Eukaryota; Viridiplantae; Streptophyta; Magnoliopsida; Poales; Poaceae
Source: the annotation of a GenBank genome assembly